CUCCUCCUCUAUUCCUUCCGUCCUCGUGGGUCUUCUUAUCCUCUUGUUCCACCGUGAGUGAGUCUGUCAGCGCUGCAUCCAUCCAUGGCGUCCAUGCUCUGCUCCUACUCCGUCUCCAUGCCCGCCGCCGCCAGGGCUCCGCUCCUCCGGUCCAGCGCUAGCUCCUACGCCACCUCGGUCGGGUUCGCCACCUCGCAGCUCGCCGGCCUCAGCCUCAGCCUCGGCCUCACCUCCACGGCCGCGGUCUCCCUCCCCGCCAAGAACACCAUCGUCGCGCGCCGGAUCUGCCCCUUCUUGGAGAAGAAGACGAACCGGGCCAACAAGGUGUCCUUCUCCAACCACAAGACCAAGAAGCAGCAGUUUGUGAACCUGCAGUACAAGAAGCUGUGGUGGGAGGCCGGCAAGCGCUACGUCAAGCUCAGGCUCUCCACCAAGGCCCUCAAGACCAUCGAGAAGCACGGCCUCGACGCCGUCGCCAAGAAGGCGGGGAUCGACCUCAACAAGAAAUGAAAUGAUCGAUGAGCCAUAGUUAAGGUCUCCUAGCAACAACAUCUUCUUGAUUUCCUCACAUCAACCAUUUCAAUGUAAUGUAAUGUAAUGUAGUAUGCAAAAUGGAUUUAUGUUCAGCUUUCCUUUUCUCCCCUUUUCUUGAUUUGCUAUUUUCCUUGAUGAGUUAUAUAAUGUUAAGCAUCAUACUGGAUCAUUAUGUAGUUGUGCAGUUGGUUUGUGCCUUUCAGCUGCAAACCAAAUUGAUGUUUUAUGAUUGGGAUGAUCAGGGAAGGAUGUUUUAUGA
Aegilops tauschii subsp. strangulata is the source of this 793-nucleotide messenger RNA. Its product is annotated as large ribosomal subunit protein bL28c. The record is from RefSeq and is a predicted model, not a curated record. Gene Ontology annotation, biological process: translation. Gene Ontology annotation, molecular function: structural constituent of ribosome. Gene Ontology annotation, cellular component: ribosome. Lineage: Eukaryota; Viridiplantae; Streptophyta; Magnoliopsida; Poales; Poaceae.